Molecule: messenger RNA, 1847 nt
Organism: Juglans microcarpa x Juglans regia
Lineage: Eukaryota; Viridiplantae; Streptophyta; Magnoliopsida; Fagales; Juglandaceae
Product: protein trichome birefringence-like 42
Exons: 4
Coding region: 73-1689 (538 amino acids)
Cellular component (GO): Golgi apparatus
Molecular function (GO): O-acetyltransferase activity
Source: RefSeq, a predicted model, not a curated record
AUUAGCAAGAGCAAGCGGAAAAGGGGAAGCUAGCAUUUGCAGGGAUAUCUAGAUCUCUUGAGGAGAUAAGGGAUGGGUGUGGUAAAGGCCGCAGAGGGUGGUGCUGUAGUUGGGGAUAUUAUGAGGAGCUUCAAGGCCAUAAAGGAGAGGCUGCGCAAAUUACAACCCUCUCUUCCGCUUGACAAAAGCAGAAUUUUAGCAAUGCGGCUCAGUUCCACCAUCAAUGAAAAAUGGAGGUUCUGCAUAUUUGCUUUCUUCAUAGGCUACGUCUUUCUGCUUUACUGUCUGAAACAUGACCACCAAAGCGUAAAGCUUUCUGCUUAUGGAAACAUUGUCGUAACCAUGACCUCAUCCAAUAACUCAUACCGGCAUAUUCCAGCAAUUGACAUGGUCUACAGUGCUCCCGAAAACGUUGUCGAAACCAAGACAUCUUCCAAGGACUCAGACCGGCAUGAUCCAGCAAUUGACAUGGUUGACGCUGCUCCCGAAAACGUUGUCGAAACCAUGACAUCAUCCAACGACCAUAACAAUGUUUACGCUGCUCCCGGAAACAUUGCCAUAACCAUGAGGUCAUCCAUUGGCUCCGACAUGCAUCCAGCAGCUGAUGAUGACAUGCAAUUUCUGCUACCGUCAAAAGUAAGAGAACAUGGGAGGAAGAUAAUGAAGAAGGAAGAUAGGUGCAAUAUCUUCGAUGGGAAAUGGGUAUAUGAUCCAAAAUCACGUCCUCUGUAUCAUGGAUCACAGUGUCCAUUUCUUAGUGACCAAGUUAGUUGCCAAAGGAAUGGGAGGCCAGAUUCUGAAUACGAGAAAUGGAGAUGGGAAGCCAAGGGGUGUCAGAUUCCGAGGUUUAAUGGUACAAACAUGUUAGAGCGACUUAGAGAUAAGAGAGUGGUUAUAGUUGGGGACUCCAUUAACAGAAACCAUUGGGAGUCUCUUGUUUGCCUUCUUUACUCCGCUAUUCCUUCCUCACGAGCUGAAAUUGAUAUGGAUGUAAACUACAAGUCUUUCAGAUCUACGGAGUAUAAUUGUUCUGUGGAGUACUAUUGGAGCCCCUUUCUAGUGCAACUGAAGCAAAACCAAGAACUUGGUCGGGUUCUCACGCUAGACAAACUAUCAAACUGGGAAAGGAGUUGUCGUGGCGCUGAUGUUAUGAUAUUCAACUCUGGUCACUGGUGGCUUCACAAUGUCCAGAGGUGGGAAUUGUUUCAAUAUAGAGGAAAGCUUUGGGACAACAUGAAGAUUCGUUCAGCAUUUCUGAAGGCAAUGAAGACCUGGGCUCGUUGGAUUGAUCACAACGUAGAUAAGAGAAGUACAAAGAUAUUUUUUCGAGGCUUAACAGCACUACACUACGGUAGAGAGUGGUGUUACAAUCGAAAACAACCCAUUAAGGAUGAGUCCUUUCAAUUUCUCAAUCCAAUUGGAGACAUUGUGGAGAGUAUAAUUGGACGCAUGAGGACACCAGUAACGUACCUGAAUGUCACGAGACUAACUCAGUAUCGAAUAGAUGCACAUACAUCUGUUUAUACAAUAAGACAAGGGAAGCUUCUGACACCAAAGCAACGAAGAAAACCACAUUCCUAUGCUGAUUGCAGUCACUGGUGCUUGCCCGGAGUACCGGAUACAUGGAACAGUCUGCUGUAUGCAUCUAUGGUCAUGGACGACUCUAGUGACAGUACUUUUAGUAUUUAAUAUAUGGUCGUUUGCUGUUUUAUUGAUGUCUAUUUAAAUAAAUGCUGCCUAAAUUGAACUGCUUUGUAGAGCGUUCAGAACUCGUUCUGGCGCAAAUUUAGGACUCGUCUAUUUUUUUAGUGAUUUAGGUAUGUAAAUUUAAUUAUUGGAUUUUUGUA